AUGGCUUUACUAGCUGUAUAUCUCUUUUAUCUGUUAGCCUUUGGUUCUUCUUCAUCAAAUGCUGCUGCACAAAUCAAUCAAGUUGGAGUAUGCUAUGGCCAACUGGGGAACAACCUCCCAACUCCAUCAAAAUCUGUGCAACUCCUCCAGAAACUCAAUGCCACACAGGUCAAACUCUAUGAUGCAAAUCCAAAGAUUCUCAAUGCCCUCAUUGGUAGCAAGCUCUAUAUCACAGUCAUGGUCCCAAAUGAGCUCAUCAUCAACAUUUCAUCCAACCAAACUCUAGCAAACCAAUGGGUCCAAAACAAUGUGAUCCCUUACUAUCCUCGGGCCAUGAUUCGUUACAUCCUAGUAGGCAACGAGGUUUUGAGUUACUACUUUAAACCAUUAUGGUUUUAUCUCGUUCCAGCCGUAAAGAGAAUCCAUCAAUCCGUGAAGACUUUCGGUCUCUCCAACGUUAAAGUUGGAACCCCACUAGCAAUUGACAUGUUGGAAUCUUCUGUGCUUUUACCUUCCAAUGGCACGUUUCGGUCUGACAUUGCAGGCAAGGUUGUGAAACCAUUGUUGCAGUUCUUGAAUCAGACCAACUCAUUCUUCUUCGUUGACUUGUACCCUUACUUUGAGUGGGUAUCAAAGCCCAACACCGUUAGCCUUGGCUACGCAUUGUUAGCGGCCCAAAACAAAACGUUCAAAGAUCCAGUCUCGGGCUUGGUCUAUAAUAACUUGUUGGACCAAAUGCUCGAUUCGGUAGUGUUUGCCAUGAAGAAACUCGGGUACCCGAGUAUUCCCUUGUUCAUUGCGGAAACAGGUUGGCCCAAUGGUGGCGAUCUUGAUCAAAUUGGAGCCAGCAUUUACAAUGCAGCUACGUACAACCGGAAUGUGGUGAAAAAAUUCACGGCCAUGCCUUCGGCAGGAACACCGGCCAGACCGGGUGUGAACAUUUCGGUCAAUAUCUUCGCUUUAUACAACGAAAAUCAAAAGCCUGGUCCAGGCACAGAGCGACAUUUUGGGCUAUUGUACCCGAAUGGAACGAGUGUGUACGACAUAGAUUUGUCCGGCCACACACCAGAUUCAAGCUACAGUCCAUUACCGCAGCCAUCAAACAACAAGCCUUACAAGGGGAAACUUUGGUGCGUGGUAGCUAAAGGAGCAAGUUGGAACCAACUGGGGAGCGCGUCGACUUUUGCUUGUGGACAGGAAAAUCGUACCUGUGCAGCGAUUCGGCCUGGUGGAAAGUGUUACAAGCCCAAUUGGUCGGUCCUGCAUGCAAGCUAUGCUUUUAGUGCUUAUUGGGCUCAAUUUCGGCAGAGCGGUGCAACUUGUUUCUUUAAUGGGCUUGCCGUCCAAACCACCAAAGAUCCAAGCUAUUUGUCCUGCCAGUUUCCCAGUGUUAAUCUUUGA
Coffea eugenioides is the source of this 1401-nucleotide messenger RNA. RefSeq names its product probable glucan endo-1,3-beta-glucosidase A6. Gene Ontology annotation, molecular function: hydrolase activity, hydrolyzing O-glycosyl compounds. The record is from RefSeq and is a predicted model, not a curated record. Gene Ontology annotation, cellular component: plasma membrane. Lineage: Eukaryota; Viridiplantae; Streptophyta; Magnoliopsida; Gentianales; Rubiaceae. The transcript has a single exon. The coding region runs from base 1 to 1401 and encodes 466 amino acids. Gene Ontology annotation, biological process: carbohydrate metabolic process.